GAGAUAAACACUGUCAAGUGAAAAUAGACACUCCCAUGAAAUAAACUGCCAUUGACAAAAGUUUACGAUGGGGUUGCUCCGUUGCUAGGACGGCCUCUCGACGUGCUCCUUUAAUCUUUCUAAAUGUUUGUGCAGACCUAGUGGGUGUUCUUGUUUAUAUAAGUAUGCUAUAUACGAUAGGGUUAACAUGUAAGCCGAUCGAAACCUCAGUAAUACUCUGCAUGCCAUGGAGGCGUUAAGCUUUUGUGCCAUCUCCCUAGCCACGGUAAUCUUCCUUUGGUUUCUCAAGCUCACAGCCUCUUGGGGCGACAAAAGCAAACCCGCCAAGAAGAACCUGCCCCCGGGGCCAUGGACGCUUCCCAUCAUCGGCAGCCUCCACCACCUCAUCGGUGGCCUCCCACACCGCAAGAUGACGGAGCUCUCUCGCCAGCACGGCCCGCUGAUGCUCCUCAAGUUCGGGGAGGUCCCAAACGUGGUGGUCUCGAGCGCCGAGGCGGCGGAGCUGGUGAUGAGGACCCACGACCUCGCGUUCGCGACCCGCCCCCGCAGCGUGACGCUCGACAUCGUCGGCUCCGGCGGCAAAGGGAUCGUCCUGGCCCCCUACGGCGACCACUGGCGCCAGAUGCGGAAGCUCUGCAUCGUCGAGCUCCUGAGCGCCAGGCAGGUGAAGCGGAUGGAGUCCAUCAGGGCGGAGGAGGUGGCCCAGCUCCUCCGCUCCAUCUCCGCCGCCCCCUCCGCCAUCGUCAACCUCAGCGAGGCGAUGGCGGUCUUCUCCAACGACAUCAUCGCGCGCGCGGUGUUCGGCGGAAAGUGCGCCCGGCAGAGCGAGUACCUCCGCGAGCACGGAGAGGUCGUGCGGCUCGUGGCGGGCUUCAACCCGGUCGAUCUCUACCCGUCGUCGCGCCUCGUGCGGUGGCUGAGCUCCGGCGAGCGGAACAUCCGGAGGUGCCAUGGCGGCAUCCAGCGCAUCAUCGGCGACAUCAUCGACGCGCGCAAGGCUGAGCGCGAUGGGCAGGGUCCCUGCAGCAUCGACGAUGAGGACUUUCUGGAUGUGCUGCUCAGGCUGCAGGAGGAGGACACCUUGGCGUUCCCUCUAACGCCAGAGACUAUGGGCGCGGUCAUCUUUGACAUGUUUGGAGCCGGCAGUGAGACCUCCACGACCACUUUGGAUUGGGCUAUGUCGGAGCUCUUGAGUACCCCCGAAUCUAUGGCGAAAGCGCAGCUAGAGGUUCGGAAAGCACUAAGACAAGAAGGAGCUGUCAUCACUAAUACAGAACUUAGUGAACUGCAGUACUUGCGGAUGGUCAUCAAAGAGGUGUUUAGGUUGCAUCCCCCUGGUCCUCUACUCGUCCCCCGAGAGGCUAGAGAAGACUGUGAAAUCAUGGGUUACGACAUUCCGAAGGGCACCAAAAUACUCAUUAACUCCUUCGCAAUUUCAAGGGAUCCUAGAUACUGGGACAACCCAGAAGCUUUCAGACCAGAGAGAUUUGAGAACAAAAAUGUGGAUUAUAAGGGAACAGACUUUGAGUUCACUCCAUUUGGUGCUGGGCGACGGCAGUGUCCUGGGAUGUUGUUUGGGACGUCAACCAUGGAGAUUGCAUUAGCAAACCUUCUAUACCAUUUUGAUUGGGUGCUUCCUGAUGGAGCCAACCCGAAGUCGUUGGACAUGUCUGAGAAGUUUGGGAUGGCCGUAGGUAGGAAGUCUGACUUGAAGCUCAUAGCCAUUCCAAGUACAUAGUCAUCUAUGUUUACCAACAUGGUUAUACAGUUUCUUAUGUUUACCUAAUAUGGUUGUAUAGUCCUCUAUGUUCACCGAAUAAGAUUAUAUACAUUUGGACUUUCCUUGCACAAGCAUUUCUGUUUGUGUUUUCUUGAGGGAAAAACAGUAGGGUUAUUUAGGUUAAAAACCUACUGUAAAAUUUAUAGAGUGAAAGAAGUUAAUUA
Brachypodium distachyon (stiff brome) is the source of this 1944-nucleotide messenger RNA. RefSeq names its product premnaspirodiene oxygenase. Bases 227 to 1738 code for a protein of 503 amino acids. Lineage: Eukaryota; Viridiplantae; Streptophyta; Magnoliopsida; Poales; Poaceae. Gene Ontology annotation, molecular function: monooxygenase activity; iron ion binding; oxidoreductase activity, acting on paired donors, with incorporation or reduction of molecular oxygen. The record is from RefSeq and is a predicted model, not a curated record. The transcript has 2 exons.